UCACGCACAAGGCGGAAGCACACGCGUAUCCCGUACGUGGGGAACAUGCGUGGCAUUGUUGGGAAUGGCACGGCUACGGGAAAAACAUUUUUAAUAUAACGAUGACUAGCCUAUAGCUUUAACACGUCUGAAUAUGGAGGACUACACAAUCCUAAAAGUAAUCGGUGAUGGGUCUUUUGGUCGAGCGCUGCUAGUUGAGCAGAAAAGCAGCUGCGAACAAUAUGUGAUGAAAGAGAUACGCUUACCAAAGAGUCCGACGGGAAUUCAGAAUUCCAGGAGGGAAGCCGUACUUCUGUCCAAGAUGAAGCACCCCAACAUUGUGGCCUUCAGAGACUCAUUUGAAGCUGGGGGACAUUUAUACAUUGUCAUGGAAUACUGCGCUGGGGGGGAUCUGCUACAUAGGAUCAAGCAGCAGAAAAACACCCCCUUCCCUCCCGAAAUGAUCCUGAGCUGGUUUGCUCAGAUGUGUGUUGGGACAAAGCACGUUCAUGAUCAACGAGUACUCCACCGGGACCUGAAGUCCAAGAACAUAUUCCUCACCAGCGAUGGAGCUGUCAAACUCGGAGACUUUGGGUCAUCAUGUGUUCUUAACAGUGCAAAGGCCUAUGCGUGCACUUAUGUUGGAACCCCUUACUAUGUGUCACCUGAGAUCUGGGAUAACAAGCCAUACAAUAAUAAGAGUGACGUCUGGUCCCUGGGCUGCGUCCUCUAUGAGCUCUGCGCCCUCUGUCACCCAUUCCAGGCCAGCAGCUGGAAGAGCCUCAUCCUGAAGGUGUGUCGGGGUGCCUACACACCCUUACCUGCCCACCUGCCCUAUGAGCUGCACUACUUGGUCAAGCAAAUGUUCAAGACCAACCCCCGAGACCGGCCCUCGCUGAACACCAUCCUAACCUCGCAUCGUAUCUCUAGGCUUCUGCACAAGCACCUGCCCCAUCAUGAGCUGAAGGAAGGAAUGAAGGAAGGAAGAACUUCCAGAUGGAAGAGGGAUGAAGGGGAGAAAGUUGCUGCAUUCCUUGGGCAGAAGAGCAUAUUGUUAUCUUCUUCAGUGGGAGAAAGUUUUUCUGAAACGCCGGACCCCAUGGGUAAGGAUGAGAGUGAGCGACCUCGCAGGAGGUGGGCAAAGGAGCCGUCGGAGACCGUGCUGGAGGUCCUCGGAAAUGCUGAACUCACCAGCACCUCCUCCUGCGCUUCCUCUUCCAGAGAACACAGGAGUAGCCCAGAGUUCACCUCACGGAACUUGAUCUCUGAGGAGUCUGAGAUCAGCCAUCGAAGGCAGUGGGACAAGAGCCCCCCCGAGAGGCUGCUGAGUUUGCUGGAAAAUGCCCCCGUUAGCAUGGCUUUCAAAACCUUCACUGUCCUUCGGCCAGAUGGUGACAAUCCCCUGGUCGGCCCCCUGUCCCCAGCACGGCGCGAUGACACAGACGGACUCGUGGGAGACGCCGUUGACGACUCCAGGCUGGAGCCACGGUCUGACGACGAAGACACGGACUUUGAAGAGGAGUCUCCGUGUGACUGGGUUGGGGAGCUGGAGAGGAUGGUAACUGCCAGAGAGUAACGACCCACAACUGCCAUGAAUAGUUUUCAUGAAAAGUAUUUAUAAGUGUUCAUUCUGUUAAAUGGCCAUUCUAAAUGUAUCACGAUGUCAAUGCUGGAAUCUUUUUUAAACAUAUCUCAACUGCCAAUUAAAUAUUUGUAUUACUGUUGAAGUUUGAA
Molecule: messenger RNA, 1713 nt
Organism: Brienomyrus brachyistius
Lineage: Eukaryota; Metazoa; Chordata; Actinopteri; Osteoglossiformes; Mormyridae
Gene: nek3
Product: NIMA related kinase 3
Exons: 14
Coding region: 134-1555 (473 amino acids)
Biological process (GO): protein phosphorylation
Molecular function (GO): ATP binding; protein kinase activity
Source: RefSeq, a predicted model, not a curated record